Messenger RNA from Cajanus cajan (pigeon pea), 759 nucleotides. RefSeq lists its product as uncharacterized. The record is from RefSeq and is a predicted model, not a curated record. Lineage: Eukaryota; Viridiplantae; Streptophyta; Magnoliopsida; Fabales; Fabaceae. Gene Ontology annotation, molecular function: acyltransferase activity, transferring groups other than amino-acyl groups.
CUUGGUUGAUUCUCACAACUAUAUUAUACAACCCUUCUUCUUUUUCUUCUUCCAAUCAAGUUCCUUUGUUUUGUCCAUAAAUAAGCCAAAACUGAACCUCAUUCACAUACGAAGCAAAUGGAGAAAGAAGAGAGCGUUGAUUUGAGUAAAAUAUCUCUUCGACCCCUUGAGCUCUCUGACCUCGAUGAUCUCAUGGUGUGGACCAGUGACGAAAAAGUUGCCACCUUCUGCACUUGGGAUCCUUACACGAGCAAAGACGAUGGCAUCAACUUCAUCCAAAACAUAGCAACAAAGUUUGUGUGGUGCAGAGCAAUAUGCCUCAACGACCGUGCUAUUGGCUGUGUUUCUCUGUCCUCCAACUCAGAGUAUGACAAAAGUAGAAAAACAUCAGCGGAACUAGGCUACGUUUUGGGCUCCAAAUACUGGGGCAAAGGGAUUGCCACGCUGGUUGUGAAACAAGUGGUGAAGAUUGCUUUCACUGAGUUGGAACACUUGGAGAGGGUUGAAGCUCUUGUUGAUGUGUUCAAUGUUGGCUCUCAAAGGGUGUUGGAGAAGGCUGGUUUCCAAAGAGAGGGGCUUCUUAGGAAGUAUGUGUUUCUCAAAGGAAAAGCCAGAGAUAUAGUCAUGUUCAGUGUUCUUUCUACUGAUCCUCACCUUUGAUUUCAAUUGUGUUUUACACUGCUACAUGUGACACGUCAAUUAUCAUAUGAUGUUUCGUUCGGAAUGAAUAAACCAAUUCCAUUUCUUUUGUUUUCUACA